AUAUAAAAUUUAUAAGGAAGAAAAACGCAAAUUGAAUGUCAAAAUGACUACAAUUGCGGAUUUGUUCACCAAAUACAAUUGCACAAAUUGCCAGGACGAUAUCCAAGGCAUACGUGUACAUUGUGCCGAGUGCGAAAAUUUCGAUCUCUGCUUACAAUGCUUUGCGACUGGCGCUGAGAUUGGCGCCCAUCAAAACAAUCAUGCAUAUCAGUUUAUGGACACCGGCACUGCAAUAUUGAGCGUAUUCCGUGGCAAGGGUGCGUGGACGGCACGUGAAGAGAUUCGCUUGCUGGACGCUAUCGAGCAAUAUGGCUUCGGAAAUUGGGAGGACAUCAGCAAGCAUAUUGAAACUAAGUCAGCCGAGGAUGCCAAGGAAGAGUAUGUAAAUAAGUUUGUCAACGGCACCAUUGGCAAGAAAACUUGGGAGCCGGCACAGACGCAGAGGCCAACGCUCGUCGAUCACACAGAAGAUGAUACGGGGCCAUUGGGCGCCAAUGCGCUUGCCCGCCUGCCACCCCUCGAGAUAAGUAGUGAGGAGGCGCUGCAAUUGGGCUACAUGCCCAAUCGGGAUAGUUUUGAGCGUGAAUACGAUCCCACAGCCGAACAGUUGAUCUCGACGAUAACAUUUAGCUCCGAUGAUGUGGAAGUCGAUGUCAUGUUAAAGCUGGCUCACGUUGACAUUUAUAUGCGCCGAUUGCGUGAGCGUGCAAGGCGGAAACGAAUGGUGCGCGAUUAUCAAUUGGUAUCGAAUUUUUUUCGCAAUCGCAACUAUGCCUUGCAUCCGGGUCUGAGCAAAGAGCAGAAAGAGUUCCGUGAUCGCUUUCGUGUCUUUGCCCAGUUCUACUCCAGCAACGAGUAUGAACGGCUGCUUGGCUCGUUGGAGCGCGAGAAGGAGCUGCGUAUUAGACAAUCGGAGCUGUAUCGCUAUCGCUACAAUGGCAUCACCAAAAUAGAUGACUGUCGUCACUUUGAGCAGCACGCCGCAAUGGCCACACAUCGUCCCACGGGACCCUAUGGGCAUGGCAAGACCGACAACACACAGCCCUACAGUGGAAGUCUUCGGCCGCUAAGCUCUUCCUUGCACUCCCCUCAGGCGAACCCCAGAAAGGCCGAACCGUUAAGCGGCGCCGAGGCAAGUUCAAGUUCAAUCGCACCAAGAAGCAUGCACCACAUCGGCGACCCGAUCUCCUCCGGCGCAUUAUUGCCCAACAGAAGUUACUUGGAUAGCUAUCGGACAUCGUCGGCAGCUACGACAACGAUGCUGCCGACGACAAUGGCGUCGGGGAUGGCGACGGCAACGACGACGUCGAUGGGAAUGGGGAUGGGACUGGGACUGGGAAUGGGGAUGGGCAUGGACAUGGGCAUGGGAGUGGGCAUGACGGUGGACUCGGCAAUGACAGCGACGGGAGCGACUUCCACGGCUACGACGACGUUAGCGAACCAGGCGAACCUGCCACAGUCGACAGCAGCAGCAGCAGCAGCAGUGAAGGGCAACCAACAACUUCAGCAGCUGCUGCCAGGCGUCGUCAAGUCGGAGCUGCAACUAAGCGAGGCCGCCGCCGCCGCCGGCAGCCUUAGUUUGCCAUUAGAUGAGCAGACGGAGAAACAGCAUCAUAGCAUGAGCUUUAUACUGCGCACCCAGCUGGACGAACUGAAGCGACUGCCAGAGCCGCUGGGCAGCAAUUUGCUCAGUCACAAUGAGAUGGAUGUGUGCAAGAAGCAUAAUAUAACGCCCACAACAUAUUUAUCCUUAAAGACGGUCUGCCUGAGCGGUGCUCCAUCUCUGGGCAGUCCCAUGGAAAUCUCGCUGCGCAAGUUCUUCAUCAGUUGCGGCUGGCUGAGCCAAUAAACAGGAUGAUAUCGUUGUUAUUAUUAUGUUUUUUUGCCGUUUGCGUUACACACUCCAAAAAGAAAACGCGAUUUCCUGCAUCAAAGACUUUAAUCUUUAUUUUAAUUUAUAGUUAUAUAGGUAAAAUGUAUGAUAAUAGAUCGCCCUAAACAAUUUUGUAUACUGUUUUGUACAGCUAAUUUCGUUGUUGCCAUCAUUUCAGGAAGGUAAACUACAAAACUUCAAUUUGUAUGUAUUUCAAUUUCACUUGUAUCAAGUCAGGAUGACACACAAAAUUUUUAUUUCCAGCGUGUAUUAAAACCCCCAAAUUCAGUUCGGGAAAACAUGAAAAUUGUUUACUUAAUAUAAUUAAAAUUUUCUUUUUAAACGAAUGUACACUAUAUAUGUAAAAUGUGAGGGAAAGAAGAGAGCUCAUUCAAAGUUCAAAUCCAGAUCAUUUGUACGGUUCGCGUAUGCUUAAGUAGGGCAUGGGGCAUCUAAACAAUUGUAUGUAGCCGCCAAAACGUAUGUGAGUAUUUAAUGAAGUGUAUAUGAAUCAAUAAAUGUAGUGAAUAAUAA
Messenger RNA from Drosophila grimshawi, 2407 nucleotides. It is a transcript of the gene Ada2b, whose product is annotated as transcriptional adapter 2B. Bases 44 to 1849 code for a protein of 601 amino acids. Lineage: Eukaryota; Metazoa; Arthropoda; Insecta; Diptera; Drosophilidae. Gene Ontology annotation, biological process: chromatin remodeling; regulation of transcription by RNA polymerase II. The record is from RefSeq and is a predicted model, not a curated record. The transcript has 4 exons. Gene Ontology annotation, cellular component: SAGA-type complex; nucleus. Gene Ontology annotation, molecular function: transcription coactivator activity; chromatin binding; zinc ion binding.